AGUCAUGAAGUAAACAUGGCAGCCAAAAGUAUUUUGCUUGGUGGCAUUGCGGUUGUUACGGGUGGCGGCAGUGGUAUCGGGCGUGCUGUUUGCCAGAUAUUGGCAAGAGAUGGCGCCAGGGUAGCUGUGGUGGACGUCAAUGAGAAGGGUGCAAAGGAGACACUGAACCAAUUAAAUGGAGAGCAUAUGAUGAUCACUGGUGAUAUAUCGAAGACAGCCUCCGCAACGCAGCUUGUCGCAGAUGUUCAGUCUCACUUCAAUGAAGCGCCCUCUAUACUGGUAAACUCUGCUGGUAUCACUAGAGAUAAAUACAUGCUGAAGAUGACAGAACAACAGUGGGACGAAGUGAUAGAUGUUAACCUCAAGGGCUCAUUCCUAAUGAUGCAAGCUGUAGGCAAAGUCAUGGCACAGAAGAAAGUGAAGAAUGGUUCCAUAGUUAAUGUCGCAAGCAUUAUUGGAAAGACUGGAAACCCUGGGCAAGUGAACUAUAGUGCCUCUAAAGCAGGAGUGAUGGGCAUGACGAAAAGUGCUGCACAAGAACUUGCCAAAUUUGGGAUUCGAUGCAAUGCUGUUUUGCCCGGCUUCAUCAACACCCCAAUGACUGACGCAGUCCCUGAUGAUAUCAUAGAAACAAUCAAGUGGUUUAUACCGAUGAAAAGAACUGGAACUCCUGAAGAGGUUGCUGAAACAAUUGCAUUUCUUUCGUCUUCCAAGAGUAGUUACAUAACUGGUGCUUGUAUUGAAGUAACAGGUGGGUUAUACAUGUGAAAUAAGAAGACACGAAAUCAUCAUUUAACUUAUCAGGAUUACAAAGCUUGUCGACCACGGAUCAGUCCCUUAGCUGGCCCAAUACAAGGAAUAUGUGUUGUGAGAGAAUGUCAUUUGUAGAUACGUACAGAUGUAAAUUUUAAUAAAUUCAUAUUUCAAUCAGUUCAUGUA
Molecule: messenger RNA, 939 nt
Organism: Lineus longissimus
Lineage: Eukaryota; Metazoa; Nemertea; Pilidiophora; Heteronemertea; Lineidae
Product: estradiol 17-beta-dehydrogenase 8-like
Exons: 8
Coding region: 16-768 (250 amino acids)
Molecular function (GO): oxidoreductase activity, acting on the CH-OH group of donors, NAD or NADP as acceptor
Source: RefSeq, a predicted model, not a curated record